Phyllotreta striolata is the source of this 571-nucleotide messenger RNA. The record is from the annotation of a GenBank genome assembly. Lineage: Eukaryota; Metazoa; Arthropoda; Insecta; Coleoptera; Chrysomelidae.
UUAUAUCUCCGGCGCGUAAAUCCUCUCCGCGGAGCCCCUGCGUUUGCAAAAUGAGCGAUAGGGCCGCCCCUGUGAUACUUUCCGAUGAAAUCGAAGAGCAUUUGAUCGAAUCCUUCGAUCGAACGGCCGCCCUGCAAGGAAGAUGGGCUUACCUGUUGAUGUCCCUUUACAUUAUGAACGCUGAAAGCCUUAGCUCUUCAUUGGGGUUCGAUUUGUACCCCUACCUGUGGUUCAACAUGUUGUACGGGUUUGCUGUGUUGUUGGUCAACAGACCAACGUUCACCCCGGUAAAAAUCAUCCCCAGGGUGACCGUUUCGAUCUUGGGCUCCCUGAUGUUCAACCACGCCACCAUGAACUGUUUCAAGUGGUUGUCCAGCUACAGUCUCGGCGGGCCGUACGCGAGGGCCUUCUGUGGAUUCAUCUGUGGUCGAAUCAUGAUGGUGCACUUCCAGGCUUUGCUCUACCAUCUGGACACCCGAACAACCAUACCCGGGGUGCUAGUUUUAAGAGACAUCGCCUUUGAACAAAUGUAUAUGCGAUCUCAUUUUCGCCAAUAAAUAAAUUCAAAAAC